CGUUGCGAAUUAAAAUUUCUAUUCGUUUGUUUGAAUUGAAAAAUUGUGAGCUAUUUCCUGUAGUUUUUAUUAUUUAUUUAUAAUUUAUUUAUAAGCGUAAACCCAUUUUCAAAACUGUUAAUUGUCCAUUUCAGGUGGUCUCAAAUCAAGAUGACCGAAGAUAAACCUGUUGACUACGAUAAGAUUUUGGAACUGUUGAAGGAAAAAGGAGUUCUUCACAAUCAACAAUGUGAAACAAAAGAUACGGUGAUUACAGUCUACCUAGAAACACUGAAAGAGUACUACACGAUAAGGGAGAGUGUUCGAUUGGAGGAACAACGUAAGCGAAUGUUGCAAGCACAAAUUGUCGAGCAAAUAUUGAUUAAUAAAGGCUUGUGCCAUAUUAAUAAUUUGCGUGUCGACCAACUUGCAAACUUACAAAAGGAGUUCAUAGAGAUGCAAAUGUCGCAGAUAAUCACCAAAUAUUCGGAACAAUCGGAGUCUGUAUUGCAAAAAAUGCGGGAAACAGCCGAUGAAUUUGACAUUGCAAAUUUGAAUAAGAAAAUAAAAUGUCUUUUGCAACAGCACGAAGGACAGCUAGAAAAAAUUAAGCAGCUGUCGGAAGAAUUGGACGAUAGAAAGAGGGGUCGUAUCGUUUCUGUGGAAACAGGUGGUGAACUUCGUUCCUUAACUGAUCUUACGGUGGCUCUGGAAAAAGAGAUUCAAUAUUAAUAUGUAUCUUUUAAUAUUUUGGAUAAUUUUGUUUUUUCUUUUUGUAAUUACAUGUUUCGAAUAAAUUUUGUUCAUAAUU
Messenger RNA from Photinus pyralis (common eastern firefly), 790 nucleotides. RefSeq lists its product as uncharacterized. NCBI's taxonomy places the organism in Eukaryota, Metazoa, Arthropoda, Insecta, Coleoptera, Lampyridae. The transcript has 3 exons. The record is from RefSeq and is a predicted model, not a curated record. The coding region runs from base 151 to 711 and encodes 186 amino acids.